Messenger RNA from Trachymyrmex septentrionalis, 833 nucleotides. RefSeq names its product rRNA-processing protein UTP23 homolog. Gene Ontology annotation, cellular component: small-subunit processome; nucleolus. The transcript has 3 exons. Gene Ontology annotation, molecular function: small ribosomal subunit rRNA binding. Lineage: Eukaryota; Metazoa; Arthropoda; Insecta; Hymenoptera; Formicidae. The record is from RefSeq and is a predicted model, not a curated record. Bases 64 to 828 code for a protein of 254 amino acids.
AAAAAAUUAUUAGGUUAGUCUCAAAGUCCAAUCUAAAAGUUUAAUUAAAGUUAUCUUUUUAAAAUGAAGACUUCGCGAGCCAAAAAAGCCCGGAAGACUCUUGGAUUUUAUGUGAAUAAUUAUAAAUUUCAUCAACCUUUUCAAGUCCUUAUUGAUGGUACAUUUGCAUUUGCGGCAUUACAGAACAAAUUUAAUAUACAAGAGCAACUUGCAAAGUACUUCCAGUCUGAAAUAAAGUUGCUAACAACAGCAUGCAUCAUCUCAGAAACUGAGAAACUUGGUAUAUUUUCUCCAGCAGUUAACGGUGCUACGCAAAUCGUGAAACAAUACGCUAUACAUAGAUGUGGACAUGAAAAGAAACCAAUAAAUGGUUCAAAAUGUUUUUUAUCUAUGAUAGGAAAAGAUAAUAGUGUAAGAUACAUUGUUGCAACACAAGAUCGUGAACUUCAGGAUAAAUUGAGGAUAAUUCCAGGAGUUCCAUUAAUUUAUUUACAUGGAAAAGUACCUACAUUAGACUCUCCUUCAGAGGCGAGCCGUAAACAUGCUGAAGCUAUGCAGAAAGGUUUAGGUAUGUCUAUAUGGGAAAAAGAAAAUGUAAAAGUAUUGCGAAAGCAAGCAGGACUAGAAGAGAAAGAAACUAAAUUGAAAAAGAAAAGGAAAAAAGGAGGACCAAAUCCGCUUAGUUGUUUGAAAAAAAAGAAAAAACCCGAAACAAUAUUGAAGAAAAAUGGUACAAAGUCUGGCAAGGUCAGAAAAAGAAAAAUUAAAAUAGCGCCACACAUUAAAGAGGCUUUACUAGCAGAGUUGAAGAAUAAACAUACUACAUAAAAUGG